Messenger RNA from Lolium rigidum, 1366 nucleotides. RefSeq lists its product as uncharacterized. Lineage: Eukaryota; Viridiplantae; Streptophyta; Magnoliopsida; Poales; Poaceae. The coding region runs from base 202 to 1125 and encodes 307 amino acids. The record is from RefSeq and is a predicted model, not a curated record. The transcript has 3 exons.
CUCAUAUGGUUCUAUAAGAGCCCUCUUUAAAUCUUUGCUUAUUUAACAAAACCUCUAGUUUUUAUUUGUAUAUAAAAUCCCAAAGAAAAAUAAAUAUUUUUAAGCCUUGCAAAAUUGUUUUACAAUAAAAACAAAUCUUUUCCAAAAUCCCUCCUUUCAUCCUCUUCUUUUUGCACAAGAAUUCAGCAAGAAAUAGAAAAGAUGGAAGAAGCUAUUCUGAAGAAGAGGAAAGAAGUCACGGCAGCAAUACAAUCAGACAGAGUCAACCACGCACCAGCUUCCAUCUUGUCUUUUUCGUGGGCACAGCAGGAGAUGAGCGUGAUCCUCCUCGCCGCUCGACCAGCCUCCUCUCAACCACUCCCUAUCUCUUCUUCGUUUUCCCCAUCUCCAGAGAACUCUAGUUUGCUUCCUCCCUCGCGCCGCCGUUUCCCUUCUGUCUGUUCACCACGCAAACGAGGGAGGCGAAAGUUUCAUAGAAAACACCGAACACCUCCGCCGCAGCAUCACCGUCGCCCCGUCGUCUCCGUCCACCUCUCGCCGAACCAAGGCCACCACGAGAUUCUCCUCAUCACGCUGAAGCUCCUCGACACAUGCGCGCAACAAAUCGAGUUCGAAAUCGACGACAAGGAUCACUUCUCCAUCUCCGCCGCCGGCAGAAAUCUCAUGUUCCCGGCCGCCUCCGACCUCGUCCGCCACCGACGAGGUGUUCAUCAGCUUUCUGGUGAGAUGGCGGCCCUUUCCCCUCUUUUCCCCGUCUUGUUUGCUCUCUGUUCAGUUUCGCCUAAUUCUGACGAAACUGUCGCCUUUGUUUUGCACGAGUUCAUCUCCGCCAUGGCCGACGACAGGCCUCCGCACGCGCUCGUCCCUGCCGGCCUCCUUCCCAUUCAUCGACCUCUUCGUCUCUGCUCUGGUCGCACCAUCCCAGUCCUCGCUCCUGUGCAAAAUCGCAGGCUGCUCUCCGCAGCGCACGUCCGUCUUCAGCCUAACGUUGCUCCAGGCCACGGCCUCGUCGACAAGUGCAGCUCCAUAAUCUUUCUAUGUUCCCGAUCUGGGUUGGUUCAAGAUAGGCCGAACCUCCUUUUGGACAGCAACAGCAUCAGCAAGAUCUCAUACUCCAAGAUAUAGCUCAUGAUGUUGCGUGAGCCAUGUCAAUCAACAUCUGAAUAGGAAUAGCAGCACAGUUGCAUCAGUGCAUCACCAGCCUGGGAUCAACUCCCCAGGUGUACAUCUUCUCAGCCCAGUUUCCAUCGUCCAGUUUCUGGCUCAAGGCCUCUACCCUUUUUUCUUUCUUCUUUUUGCAAAGCUGUUUAACUUGUAUCUACUGAUUCAUAAAUCAAAAUAAUUGAAAUAAACUUUCUGCAUUUAA